CCAUCGCCAGACAUUAGCUGAUUUUCUGAUUACGUGGUUGGCAUUAUUGACUGUGAAUAUGGUUAGCUAGGGAGGUCUGAAUUGGAAUUUUGUUAAUUUGUGUUGAGUGGAAUUUGUGUUGAUACUUCGAAUGAGCUUUAUUAAGGUACUCUUAACAAUACUGAAUCUUCAUAAUGCUUACUUAAACGCUGUUAAUCAUGAAUGAACCGAUCAUUUCAUUUCUUAUGAAUUGACAUACUUUACCAAGGAAAAUAAAUGUUAUAAUAAUAGGUGUGUUUCAGUAUCUUCAUAUGUGUUGUUAUUCAGAAAAUUACAGAUGAUGUAUAACCCUACUUAUUACCCUCGUCAACGUUGGCAUGUCCCCAAGGAGCAAGAACGUAACUUUGUAGCUGCAUUUUUUCACAUGGCAACAAUAGCAUUGACAUGUACAUCCUUGGCUCAGCUGGGGUGGUUCCAUUUGAAAGGUGGUCAGUGUACAACACAUCUGGCUGUCUACCAGUUCUUUAGCUUUGGAUAUUUUGAUACUGGAGCAAGGCAAACAGAUUUGCAGUUCCGUGCAAGAGAAGUGGUUUCAUCCCCAAUGUCAAUCCAAUACCAUUCACCGAGUGGAACUCUUCGGUGUGUCACGCCUGAAAUUGCCGACUUGAUGCAUGUGAUAAUUAUAUUAUGCUUCAUGGCAAUGAUUUCUUCCCUUGUGGGAUUUUUCUUGGAUAUUGUUGGUCCUACAAAAAAAUUCAUGAAAGUUAUCCAGAGGAAUUCAAUACCAAGUAUAUUUACAGUUCUGUGGGUGGUAGCCAUCAUUGGGGUUUGUUAUGAUAUCACGAGACUUCUUGAAGUGUCUGGAAUAAAGGUUUAUUAUGAGUAUGGUUGCUACACAAUUACUGCAGCAGGUGCAGUUGCUGUUUGUGCAACAGCUAGCAAUCUGCUGCAAAAUCAUUCUCCCAUUGAGGACAUACAUCGGCGCCGUCUUAUGGACGACUGGGAUGGUGUUGAGACAUUCUCUGUUAUGGGAGGCAGUCUGAGGAGUUUGGACACCCCUCUUGAGAGCAUUCCUCCUCCUCCACCAUACAGCCCCUGAUCCAUGCAUCCUGAGGAUGUUAUGACAUCCAUUGAUUGGGAACCAGCCUGUGAUAAUAAUCUCAUUAUUUAGGUAAGAGAGGCAAGUUGCAACAUGACAUAGUGAUAAUGCUGAUUUAUAUAGCCUACUGCACAGUUUCUUGUGAAGUGUUGAUCACUUUUAGUAUUCAGGGUAUGUGCUUUAAAAUAUGCAACAGAUGAGAGAUGACAAUAACAGAUGUGGAGUAUAAUAGUGAUAUUCUUUUAAGUGAAACAUAGAACACAUAGAAUUGAUCACAAAUCUUAGACUAUACAAACAUAUUUUUAAAAUAUAUCUUUCCAUAUUUUUUUAAUUUGCUAUACAUUAUCACAUCAUAUUACAGGGAGGAGAGACUAGUUUAAUGCUUAAUGUAUAUAACAUUAUAUCUGAAACAGAUCACUUCGAGAGGUGGUUACAAAUGUCUCAAAUUAUACUGUUCAUUGUUUAAUAUUUUAAUAUAACUCUGUAAUUAACUCCAUAGUAUGAGUGAACUUACAUGAAAAACAUCUGCAGAGAAACAUACUGUAAAUAUAACAUUUUUCUUAAUGAUCUGUCAAGUCUUGGUAAGGAUUCAUAACUGUUUGAUACAGUGUAAGGUAUUGAAAAUUGACUUCAGAAUAAAAAUUAAACAUUUCGAUAGUUUGUGGGAUAACAUCUUAUUCACUGGAAAUGUCUGCGCAUGAACUCUGUAGCAUAUAUUCUGUAAAAUUGAGAUAGAUACUCAUAAUCAAAUAUGAGUCUGUCAUGUGUUGGAAUUUCUUCGUGGUCUUUUAAGAAAUUGUCUGCUACUGAUUGCAGUACUUUACUUUUACUUUGAUACUUUGAAGACCUGUUCUUCAAGUGCCUGAGCACUGCGGGUCCCAACUUUUUCAUUAGCUUUGAUCUCUAGACAUUCGGUAGGACUCCUUGGACGAGGGAUGUGCCAAUCGCAAGACCUCUACCUGUACACAGGACAGCACAACACAGAAAAACACAGACAAAUAUCCAUGGCUUGAGUGGGAUUGAAAACCACGAUCCCAGCGACCAAGGCCCACGCCUCAGACCGCACGGCCACUGAUGGCAGUAUUGAGCAUUAAAUUAAAAAUAGAUUCAGCCUGUGCUAGAACUAAUGUAGAAUGUUGAAAAGACCAUUUACAGCUUACCUCCCUUGUUCUGUAAGGAAAGAUGGGUUUAUGGUAUAAUUUGAUUUGUACAUCCAUCCAUGUGUGGCACCCCUAAUAACUUUUGAAAUAGUUUGUAGAUGAAAUUUGGCAUGAAUCAUCUUUAAAUUAAUUACACUAGGCUUUGUAAUUUCUUACUGGCAUUACUACUAACAUGUCAGUCCUCUAAACUUGUGAUGUGGGAGUGACGCUAAUACAUUUUAAUGCAGGGUUCUGAAAUUUUGUAUAGUAAUAGGUCAUACAGCUUUUGUUGAGAUAGUUUCUUUUAUAGACUCUAAAACAACAAAAUGGUGGUCAUGUGAAAUAUACUGUUAUCUUUCCUUUGAUGGUGCUAACCAAUAAACCACUGGAACUAGGUAGGUGGAAUUUUGUAAGAUGAUUGAUUAUAAACACAGGUACAAAUUCUGUAUGAAAUAUUGCUUACAUUCAAACAGUUACUAAUAUAAUAAUUGUACAGAGCUCUGGGUAUAUCUGACAAAUUUAACAGUCUGUACUAGUGAAAGUUAUGUAUAGAAAUAGAUUAUUAAGUAGAAUAAAUACUAUGUGGGCUUAUGUGGAAGACCUAUUAAGUCCAGAAAUUAUGUUUUUGAGAUGAAUGAAAAUAUGGGACUUCACAGAAGUGAUACCUUUGUUUGUGAUGUUACUAAAUGUGUAACUUGCAGCAAUCUGUAAUCUGUUAUUCCACUGUGCUAUGUUGUGUUUGAAAAACAUUGAUGAAACUGGUUAGUAUUAUAUCCUCAACCCUUUGAAGCUCAUCUAAAUUUUGUUUAAGAAUCCAGUCCGUACCGCAGAGAAAACACCAUUACAAAUACCAACUGGCUAAUACUCUUAAAGGGAAUAAUCCCUGUUUACACUGAGAAACAUACCAAACCCAUAAAUACAAAAUACAAUCACUGAUUAUUAAAGCAGGUGUGCUUUAAAGGGUUAAGAAGAUCAAGUAUUAAUAAGCUUUCAGAUUGCACUGAUUUAUGCAAGAAGAGAACUUGAUGUUAUGUUAUAUGUUGUAUAGUAUUAACAUUUGCAGCAAAGUAAUUAAAAAUAUGUUGAGGAUGUUGGAGUGUGAAGUCAAGUGUUGCUAUACUUUUAACAAUAAUUCACAUGUUAGUGUUUUAUCAACUAAUUAGUUGUUAUUCCUUUAAAGUUGAACUAUAAUGGAUAAUAGUUUGGAUUGUAGGUUAAGGUGAUGCUGUGAUAUAUGUGUGUGGAAGAUGAAUCCUCAUAUUUCCAUUAUUACAUAAAAUUUCAUCAACAUACUUGUAUUAACAGGUUCACUUAAUAUCCUGCCCAAGGUAUGGUAUGAGCUGCUUUCUUUUAAUAUAUUGAAUAAAGAAAAUAACUCAUUAUAUUAAGCCUUUUUACACGAGAACUCACCGAUUGUCUUAUGUAGAAAAUUCUGAAUAACACAAUUGCAUUUGUGUCACCAGAAUCAGAGAUUAUCUCUUUCUGUAGAUCUGCUGUAUUGUAUUUUUUUAAGUAUUACUGCCAUCUUACUGGUAGGUGGAACAUAAUGACUGAAGAAAAUGUUUUGGCUUAUGUUCAUUGUCACAGGAACUCCUCAUUUACAUGUAGCUAAGUGACUUGUAUAAAUGACAGUUACUCAUUAUGAAAUAUCUAAAGUUGCUAACUUCAUCUUCAUGCACAAAUAUUUUCCUGAGUACUUUAUUUACAUAUACAAAUUAUUUUAUCAAGAUAAGUGUCGACACAAAAAAAAGCAAAAAAGCUAUGUGACAAGUUACACUUAUCCAUUUCAUAUCUGUAAUUAAUAUUACUUUUCCUUUUGUAGAGAAAUCUCAGAUACAUAACUGUAUCAUUAUGUUGACUGCACUGUCUGUAAACAUAAGCAUGAAUACUUUGCCAUCAAAAUAAUAAAUGAGAAGAAACCAAAUAUUUGUGGUGCUAAAUAGCCUUCAUCUUAUCAGGACUGUAGAUGUUGGCAACCAUAACUGGUAAGCAACUGGUUGAGAUCUUGGUAUUUUGGUGUAGUGUAAAAAUAGUUACAGGUCAGUCAACCAACAACCCAUCAAAAGUUCUUUGUUUUUUUAAAUGUUGUUUUCACAUAAAUGGGGUCUAAAUGUAGGACAUAAAGGGGCAAUGAGAAUUACAUAGGCCUGCUUGCUUGUUCUAAGCACUGCUUGAUCCAGUCAUCUUGUAUUGUUUUCCAGUUCAGAUUUGUUUUGUAAUAGAAUGUUUAUUGUUGUUAACACACGAUUAUAAUUCUUGAUAAGGUAUAAUAUUUUAAUGGUAAAUAAAAAUGUUUUAGCAA
Messenger RNA from Zootermopsis nevadensis, 4519 nucleotides. Its product is annotated as transmembrane protein 127. NCBI's taxonomy places the organism in Eukaryota, Metazoa, Arthropoda, Insecta, Blattodea, Termopsidae. The record is from RefSeq and is a predicted model, not a curated record. Gene Ontology annotation, biological process: negative regulation of TOR signaling; negative regulation of cell population proliferation. Gene Ontology annotation, cellular component: membrane.